UCUCUCGCUCGAUCUCUCUCCCUUCCAGCGGUUGCCCCACCUCGCCGCCUCUCCGCUCCUCUCCUCUCUUGGCCCCCGGCCCGCUAUAUAUCAGGGCUCUCACUGUGUUCCAGGGUCAGUUUCUUCCUCCUCGCCUUCGCCUAGCCCGCCGCCUGUCUUCAGCUACCUCCAGCAGCAGCUGCUGCCAACAAGUUCCUGAGAAGAACACUUCGGAGUGUUCAGAGAAGCUAGCGGAGAGCUAGUAGCUCAUCUAGCUAGCAGCCAGCCAAGGAACAUGAGGGACAUGGGAGAGAAGAGGAGACAUGGGGGAGGGCAUCAUGUCCAUGGUGUUGGGUUCGGAGCCGGAGGAGUUGGACAUGCCGAGCACGACGAGAAGCGCAGGGAGCCGAAGAAGCUGGACAUGAGCGGCAUGUCCAUGGACACCAUCCCGCAUCUCAGCAUGCCUCUUGGCAACAUCACUACCUUGGAUCUCUCCAACAACAACCUACAGAGCAUUCCAGAGUCCAUAAUCGCGAGGCUUCUGAACGUGGUGGUGCUGGACGUGCGCUCCAACCAGCUCACGUCGCUGCCCAACUCCAUCGGCUGCCUCUCCAAGCUCAAGGUCCUCAACGUCUCCGGCAACCUCCUCCGCGACCUGCCCGCCACCAUCGAGGAAUGCCGUGCGCUGGAGGAGCUGAACGCCAACUUCAACCAGCUGACGAAGCUGCCGGACACGCUGGGUUUCGAGCUCCACGGCCUCCGCCGCCUCUCCGUCAACUCCAACAAGCUCGCCUACCUGCCGUCGUCCACCUCCCACAUGACGGCGCUGCGGUCGCUGGACGCGCGGCUCAACUGCCUCCGCGCGCUGCCCGACGGGCUCGAGAACCUCGGCAGCCUCGAGACCCUGAACGUGAGCCAGAACUUCCAGUACCUGCGCGAGCUCCCCUACGGCAUCGGCCUCCUCGUCUCGCUCCGGGAGCUGGACGUCAGCUACAACUCCAUCGCCGCGCUCCCGGACUCCAUGGGCUGCCUCACCAAGCUCGCCCGGUUCAGCGCUGCGGGCAACCCGCUGGUGUGCCCGCCCAUGGACGUCGUCGAGCAGAGCCUCGACGCCAUGCGCGCCUACCUCAGCGCGCGGAUGAAUGGCACCGACAAGGACAGGAGGAGGAAGAAGAGCUGGGUGCCCAAGCUGGUGAAGUACAGCACCUUCUCGGCGAGGAUGAUGACGCCCGGCCGCGCGACCAAGGUGCACGGCAACGCCGAGCAGGGCCUGCUCAUGUCGGACUACCGGACGCUCGACGGCGGCAUCGCGUCGCCGGGGUUCCUCAGCAUGCUGUCGCCGCGGCGGCUCUUCUCGCCGCGGAGGAACUCGCCCAAGCAUCAUUAGUAUAGUAGGCUAUAUACCUGUGUGCAGCGUGCUCCUCUCCGUAUAGCCUGCCUGCUUGCUAGCUUGCUGCUUAAUUCGUGUGUGCAGAUAGAAAAUGCUCCUCGUAUUGUAGCGUGACUAAGCUGAUGCUGUUGCUACUGCAGAUGUAGUAUAUGUUUUGAAGAGAUACAUACAUGCAUAUAAAGUGUGUACAGUAGUAGUGGAAGUAGGGCAUUGAUGUACAUAAGAAUUAAGGGUGUCCAUUUCUCUUUUUCUUGUUUCUCGGUUACUUGGGCACAAUGCUUAUGAAAGAAGUAUUUUGGAGCAGUUGUUGCAUUUACAUGCUGAA
Messenger RNA from Panicum hallii, 1694 nucleotides. RefSeq names its product plant intracellular Ras-group-related LRR protein 1-like. NCBI's taxonomy places the organism in Eukaryota, Viridiplantae, Streptophyta, Magnoliopsida, Poales, Poaceae. The transcript has 4 exons. The record is from RefSeq and is a predicted model, not a curated record. The coding region runs from base 275 to 1366 and encodes 363 amino acids. Gene Ontology annotation, molecular function: protein binding.